CCAGGCUCGCCACAUAAACCCCUGCUUCUCCCCUGUCUCUCUCCGACAAUCUUCUAGCGCUCUCCUCUUCGUCUUGCCCCCUUCCCCCUCCUCCGCCGGAACUAGGGUUUUGGCGGUCCUCGCCCGUCCCCCUCGGGAUCCAUCACCAUCAGCCAUGGACGACACGGCCGAGCUGCAGCGGUUCAUCGAGCAAGAGAAGGAGAAGAUGAUGGUGAGCGAGAUGAUCGGCAAGGUGACGAGCGAGUGCUGGGACAAGUGCAUCACAGGCGCCCCCGGGAGCAAGCUGAGCUCUGGCGAGACCAGCUGCCUGAGCAACUGCGCGCAGAGGUUCGUCGACAUGAGCGAGAUGAUCGCGAAGCGUUUCGGCGCGCACUAGAACAGGACCACCACACAUGCACGCGUGCAGUUGCUUCCUGGCCUUCUGAGCUACGUGUCUUUCGGUGCGAGCGGAUUUUGGUGUGGCGUUGAAAGAUGCAUAGGUAAGGUAGGUUCGGUGGGGGUUUAACUGAACGCCGAAGACCGAAGUAUGCCUGUCGUUGUCGUCGUGCUUGGUAGUAAUUCUCGCACUCUGGGUUGAACUUUUGACCCUGCUUCCAGGAGCAAGCAAGAAGUUUGGCCUGUUUUAACACGCCAAGAUUUUGUUCCUUUUCGUUUGGUCCUCCUGGCUAGUUCGGUCCGUCUGCCCAACCUAUUUAUUUAUUUAUUCAGAAGAUUUGCUGGA
Molecule: messenger RNA, 721 nt
Organism: Aegilops tauschii subsp. strangulata
Lineage: Eukaryota; Viridiplantae; Streptophyta; Magnoliopsida; Poales; Poaceae
Source: RefSeq, a predicted model, not a curated record